GACACGUGCAAAGCAUCGAAAGCCCCAAAGAGGGAAGCUUUUGCGUGGAGUGCGAAACCUUUAUUCAGGUGGCGACCAAAACUGGUGGGACUGAGACCCGGAUCGUGACGCCCUUCUCGAUCUUAAAGAGCAAGUUUAAGCCGAAUUUCCACAUUCACUACGCCAAAGCAGCGGAGUAUCAGCAGUUAGCUCAGCGCCUCAUGCGCGCUUCCAUCACGGAAGUUCGGCAGAUCCUUUCAGAGGUCACUGCGGAUGUCCGCUUCGACGUGAGCCGCUUGGGGCACCGGGAAAAUGCCCUGCUGCCCGGUGGUUUGUGGGUUCGACAGGUGGAACCGCUCCUAGAAGUGAGGGGGCUGCUGCAACUGUCCACAGACGCCAUCUACGUUCAGCCGCACCCCAACUUCUCCUCGGAGUUCGUGCGCCGUGUGCCCCUGAGUGAUGUACUUCAUGUGUUCCGCCGCGUCUACGGCGUGCAGGCCAAAGCCUUGGAGAUCAUCACCGUUCACGGGGGAUGUCUCUACCUUUGCUUCGAGGCACACGGCCAAUGCGACCAUGUGGAAGCACUGCUGGAGGAGCAGCGGAAAGCCCUCAUCGUCAGUCCAAGCGUCCUGAGGUCCUCGCUGGAUGAUGCGGAAACCGUGCUGCAGAACGUGAGGAAGAUGACGGCUCUUUGGCAGAGUGGGGUCCUUUCAAACUUUCACUACUUGGACUUCCUGAACUGCGCAGCGGGACGCUCGAGGAAUGACUUCUCCCAGUACCCGGUUUUUCCAUGGGUCAUCGCUGACUAUACCAGCGCCACACUGAAUCUGGAGGACCCCGCCAGCUACCGGGACCUCUCCAAGCCGGUGGGCGCCUUGGCGGAGAAGCGGCUCAAGUACUUCCGUGAGCGGAUGGCAGGGAUGCCCGAGAACCAGGAGCGAUUCCUCUAUGGCACACACUACUCCACUCCAGCCUACGUGAUCUACUGGCUGCUCCGGUCCAUGCCAGAACGAAUGCUCCGGCUCCAUAACGGCCAUUUCGAUGCAUGGGCUCGGCUCUUCCGUUCUGUGAAGGAGUCCUGGGACUCGGUGCAUGAGAGCACCACGUCGUUGAUGGAGCUCAUCCCGGAGUUCUUCAUCCUACCGGCCGAAUGGCUCCAGAAUUCCCUGCAGAUCGUGACGCCCGAGCGGCCCUUGGGCGAUGUGGAGCUCCCCCGCUGGGCCAGCAGCGUCAUCGACUUCAUCUGUCAGAUGCGUGCAGCGCUGGAAAGCGAACACGUCUCACAGUGUUUGCCUGCAUGGAUUGACCUGAUUUUUGGCUACAAGCAGUCGGGUGAGGCGGCAGUCAAAGCAGACAACGUCUUUCAUCCCGUGUGCUACGCUGGCUCCAAGACAUCACCCGACGAGGCCGACAUGAGCUCUUUCGGUCUUCCGAUGGAGGUGCUGGAGACGCAACUGCAGGAGUUCGGACGAAUGCCGCGCCAGUUGUUCUUCGAGGCACACCCUCCACGGUUGAGGACGCCCAAGUGGCCUCCUAAGAAGCUUCAAGAAGACGCUGACCAAUCGGAGCCCUGGUACAAGGCAGUGCGGCAGAUUGCGCGUGCCGAUCGUGGUGCCGUGCUGGUUCCUCCGAGCGUCGAUCGCGCAGUGAAUGGUCGCAGCGGUGGGAGCACCGGAGAGCGAGGUUAUGGUUCGAACGGCCCACGGCCCGACGGCUCCGCAUCCUCAUCCUGGCGUGGUUUGGGCACUGGUGCAGCGGCUUUAAGACACCUGGCAGUGAAACCGCUGGCUACGCCCACCUCCUUCACAGGCAUCACAGCUGUGGACUGCUGCGCGCAGAACCUGUAUGCCGUGGGUGAGGACGGCUGCCUUCGCGUUUGCAGCCUGCAGAUGGCGGCUGAGUCAUCGACCGCGCGGCGGAACUUCCGGAUCUCGCCCAUGCCCCUGUCGGCCUUGGCAGUGAUCGAGACGGAACUCUUGGCGCUGGGUGGCCACGACAACGCGGUGUCGUUAUACUCAACCUCCUGUGGCUCUUCACUCUCAAGGAGUUCCAUGCAUGCCGACACCGUCACCUGUUUGGGUGCAGCUCGCUGCAAGAGCGACGGGAUCGUGAGCGGCUCCAGGGAUCAGUCGGUGGUGACCUGGGCGGUGACGCCCAGCGGGCUGAAGAGUGAGGUGAUCUUCGACGACUUGCAGCAACCGGUGCUGUCCUGCGCGUGCUCGGGCUCCUUGGUCUUGGCGACGGCAGCGGAUCAGCAGCUGAUUUGUUGGGACAAGCGCAGCGGGCAGCCGAUCCUCCAACGAGAGACCCUUGACCUCACCUCGGUUUGGGUGAGGAUGGCGAGUCGGGUUUGGGCUGCACCUAUGCGGCCGCUUUGGACAAUGCUGGGGAGCUUCGGUUGUGGGACUUGCGCCAAUGCAGCGAAAGUCUAA
Molecule: messenger RNA, 2411 nt
Organism: Durusdinium trenchii
Lineage: Eukaryota; Dinophyceae; Suessiales; Symbiodiniaceae
Source: the annotation of a GenBank genome assembly